AUGAGUGUUGAAGCUUACAAAAUUGUUGAUGCUAAACCGGUUGAUUCAGGUUUAGAAAUUGCCGUUACAUGGGAAAAUGGAACCGUAUCCAAAUACCAUAAUAUAUGGUUACGUGACAACUGCCAUUGUGAAGAAUGCUAUUAUAUUGCCACGAAACAAAGGUUAUUGAACUCAUGCUCGAUUAAGUCUGAUAUAAAGGCAGCUUCUGUUGAUUCAGAUUCAAAGAACUUGCGAAUUGAAUGGAAUCAGGAUAGCCAUAAGAGUGAAUACGAAAGUUCUUGGUUGGCAUUGCAUUCGUACAACCCGAAACUUGUACCAAACCAAUUUAAGAUCAAAGGGGAACAGGAGGUCUUAAAACAGAGCUAUUGGAAAGUGAAGGAUAUUAAAGACAAUAUGCCUAGCGUGGAAUUUAGGGCCAUUAUGGACUCAAGCGACAGGACGGAUAAAGAAGACGCAAUUAAAGAUUGGUGCUUGAAAAUCUGGAAGUACGGAUUUUGUAUGAUUGACAACGUUCCAAUAAGCCCUGGAGAAACAGAAAAGCUUUGUGAGAAAAUCACUUACAUCAGACCUACUCAUUAUGGUGGUUUCUGGGACUUUACAAGCGAUUUAUCGAAGAAUGAUACUGCGUACACUAAUUUUGAUAUAUCGUCUCACACCGACGGUACUUACUGGAAUGACACUCCAGGGUUACAAUUAUUCCAUUUAUUGUACCAUGACGGAACUGGGGGUACUACCUCGUUAGUUGAUGCAUUUCAAUGUGCCAAAAUAUUGCAAAAGGAGCAUCCUGAAGAUUUUGAUUUGUUGACCAAGAUUCCAGUACCUGCCCAUUCAGCGGGGGAGGAAAAGGUUUGUAUCCAGCCGGAUAUCCCUCAGCCUAUAUUCAAGCUUGACAAUCAAGGUGAACUUGUCCAAGUUCGUUGGAAUCAGUCCGAUAGAUCGACGAUGGACAAUUGGUCGAACCCAGAAGAUGUUCCUAGGUUUUAUAAGGCCAUUGGUAAUUGGUACAAAAUUAUUACUGAUCCAGAAAACGAAAUAUUUUAUCAAUUAAGGCCAGGUCAAUGUUUGAUUUUUGAUAAUUGGAGAUGCUUUCACUCUAGAACUGAGUUUACAGGUAAACGUAGAAUGUGUGGUGCAUACAUAAACAGAGAUGAUUUCAUGUCACGGUUAAAGUUAUUAAACUUAGGAAGGAAGGCCGUUUUGGAUUCUAUUUAG
Debaryomyces hansenii CBS767 is the source of this 1212-nucleotide messenger RNA. RefSeq lists its product as uncharacterized. The record is from RefSeq and is a predicted model, not a curated record. The coding region runs from base 1 to 1212 and encodes 403 amino acids. Gene Ontology annotation, cellular component: mitochondrion. NCBI's taxonomy places the organism in Eukaryota, Fungi, Ascomycota, Pichiomycetes, Serinales, Debaryomycetaceae. Gene Ontology annotation, biological process: carnitine biosynthetic process. The transcript has a single exon. Gene Ontology annotation, molecular function: trimethyllysine dioxygenase activity; iron ion binding.